AUGAUAAGAUCAUUUAUUGCAAGUAGAGCUGGUAUUGCAAACUCUAGUGCUGUUGUAGUAAAGCAACAACAACAGCAGGGUAUCAAUAUGGUGUUAACAAACUACUGCUCUUAUUCAACAUCUACUACUACGAGUACAAGUCAAUCCCCACAACAAAGAAACGAUUACCCUUUCCCUGUUGAGGAGGAAGGUAAAACUGGUGCUAAAAAGAUUGUUCAUAGAUUGCUAAGAUCAAAGUUGUUUAUCCCUGUAGUACGUGAUCAACCAAUGGAUAAAGAAAUGUCUCAAAGUCAAUUACUUAUGCAAAAGACUGGUAUGAUUAGAAGAGCAUCAUUGGGAAUGUAUAUGACAUUACCAUUGGCACAAAGAGCAAUGGAGAAUUUAAUCAAGAUUAUUGAUGAAGAGAUGCAAGGUGUUGGUGGUCAAAAGUUGACAAUGCCUUUGUUGGUUUCAAAGGAUUUGUGGGAAAAGACUGGUCGUUGGGAGACAACUGGUGCCGAGUUGAUCAAGGUAAAGGAUAGAAAGGAAGAGGAAUACUGUUUGGCACCAACACACGAAGAGAUAUUUACUAGUUUGGUUGCAAAUGAAAGAUUGUCAAAUAGCAACUUCCCACUACGUCUCUAUCAGAUUGGCAACAAGUAUCGUGACGAGAUUAGACCUAGAUUUGGGUUGGUCAGAGGAAGAGAGUUUUUAAUGAAAGACUUGUAUUCGUUUGACCAGACAAGAGUAGAGGCUGUCGCAACGUACAACGAUAUCAAAGGUGCCUAUCAUCGUGUAUUUGACAGAGUUGGUCUAAAGUAUGCAUGUGUUGAAGCUGAUUCGGGUAACAUUGGAGGAUCAAUGUCACACGAAUUCCAAGUACUCACAGGCUCUGGAGAAGAUACUGUAGUGUCGUGUGAAUGUUGUGGUUAUCAGAGCAACAUUGAGCGUGCCACGAGCAAGCCAUCACCAUCCACCAAAUUCUCACCUGCCGACAAGAUCAAAAAGAUUGCCAUCAAGGUAGUCUCUGACAAAAUGGUAAAAGGUGCCAAGGAAAAGACGACUACAAUAGCUACUAUUUGGUGCUCUGAUAUAGACACGAUCAACCCAUUCUCAAUCAAAUCAUACUUUAAUAAUAUCGAUAGUUUUGAACCAUUUAGAUUCAACCAAGCCGCUCAACAACAAGACCCAUCAUACACCUAUAUUGAUUUUAUCGAUUCUACAAUCAAAGAUAAUGAUCAUGUUUUGUUACAAUUAAAACAACAUCAAAAGGAACAACAACAACAACAACAAAAGGAGGAGGAAAAGGAAGAAGAUACAACAUCAAAUAAUGCUUCUGUUGAAUAUGGUAGUUUUAGAGUUGUAAAAGAAGGUGAUCAUUGUGCACAACCAAAUUGUUCAAAUGGAGGAGAACUUAAAUUACAACAAGGUAUUGAAGUGGGACACAUCUUUUACUUGGGUACCAAGUAUUCGAGCAAGUUGGGUGCCAAUAUGAAAGACAAGAAUGGAAAGAAUCAACCUAUUGAAAUGGGUUGUUAUGGUAUUGGUGUAUCUCGUUUGUUGGCUGCCAUGAUUGAAAGUAAGCGUGACGACCGUGGUAUUGUAUGGUCCAAGUGUGUGGCACCCUACAAGGCCAUUAUCAUCCCCUUUUCGGAUCAAAGAAACAGAGGCAGCUAUGAAUCAGCCGAGCACCUCUACGACCUCCUCAUCAGAGACCCAUUCUUGCGUAACCAAAUCGUUCUCGAGAACAGAUUGGACAUGAGUAUCGGUAAACGUAUCAACGAAGCCAAUCUCAUCGGCUUCCCAUACCUAAUCUUUGUCAACAACAAUGCAUCUAAAAAGAAUGGUGAAGAUGUCUUUGAAGUUGAAGAUAGAGAUAAUGGUCAGAAAUCUUAUUUCACUGCUUUUGAAUUAUACCAUUUCUUUAGAUAUCAAUUCGAACAAAAAUAA
Molecule: messenger RNA, 1929 nt
Organism: Cavenderia fasciculata
Lineage: Eukaryota; Evosea; Eumycetozoa; Acytosteliales; Cavenderiaceae
Gene: mproS
Product: prolyl-tRNA synthetase
Exons: 2
Coding region: 1-1929 (642 amino acids)
Biological process (GO): prolyl-tRNA aminoacylation
Cellular component (GO): cytoplasm; mitochondrion
Molecular function (GO): ATP binding; proline-tRNA ligase activity
Source: RefSeq, a predicted model, not a curated record